GAGGCGGGAGCCUGCGAAUUCCGGCGCCGACGCCGCCGCUCCGCGCACGGGUCCGCUUCCCUCCCAUCCCUUCUGCGAGCGGGGUUUGCAGGGCAGCCGAACGAGCACGGAACGGAAAGCAAGAGCCUCACCGCCUCCGCUUGGGGAGUGGAACGGCGCGCCGGGAUCUUGAGGGGGAGCGACAGUGCCGUGCCCGAGGGCGGAGGGGGCGCGGAGUUUGUGAGAGGAGAAGGAACUGUAAGCCUCGCGGAGAAGGUGGGCACCUUGGGACGCCCUGUCCGCCACGGCCGGGGCCCUGCGGCGGGGUAAACUUCACGGCGGCCGUGCAAGCCGGCGAGAGGCGUGCGCGGGGAUGAGGCCGGGCAUCCUCCCCAGCUGGUGAGCGGCCCCGCCGUCCGUCCAGCCGCCCCGGAGGGCGCAAGGCAGCGCACGUGCGCGGGCAGCCAGACCCCGGAGAGACUGCGCCGUGACCCACCCAGGAGCCAGGGCGCCGGCUGCCGCGCGGCCCCGACUCGGACGCACCUGGCCCGGAGCUUGCGCCGCCGGGGACCUGCGCGGGAGCGUGGGGCUCCCCCCCUGCCCCCCCAGCGGCCCUCCCGGGGAUCGCCCCCUUCGCCUCCCCUCCAGCCUGGGCAACUGCGGGCGCCCCAGACGACCAUGAGAGAUACGGACUGAGGGCCAGGAAGGGGAAGCGAGCCCGCCGAGAGGUGGCGGGGCUCUUCACGCCCAAGGGCCACCGCGGCCGCGCUCCGGCCUCGCUCCGCCGCUCCACGCCUCGCGGGGCCCGCGGGGCCCGCCCGGCCCGGCGGGGAUGCUGGGGCGGAGGGCGCCGUGGCUGUGCUGGUGGUGGGGACUGCUCUGCGGCUGCUGCGGGCCCCCGCCCCUGCCCGCCGCCGGGGGCGCGCUGCUGGGGGACGGCGGGCGCCCCGGCCCCGCGGAGCAGCCGCCGCCGCCGCCGCCGCAGACCUCCUCCUCGGGCUUCCUCUACCGGAGGCUCAAGACGCACGAGAAGCGGGAGAUGCAGAAGGAGAUCCUCGCCGUGCUGGGCCUCCCGCACCGGCCCCGGCCCCUGCACGGCCUCCAGCAGCCGCAGCCCCCUGCGCUCCCGCCGCCCCCGCCGCUGCCGCCGCAGCAGCCUCGCGGGGAGCCCCCGCCCGGGCGGCUGAAGUCCGCGCCCCUCUUCAUGCUGGACCUGUACAACGCCCUGUCCGCCGCCGACGACGAGGACGGGGCUUCCGACGAGGAGAGGCGGCAGCCCGGGCCGCGCGGAGGGGCCGGCGCGUCCCAGCCCCGGCAGGCGGCCCUCGGCAGCAGGAGCGUCCUGGCGCCCGGACCCGGCGGCGGCGGCGGCGCGUCUCCACUGACCAGCGCGCAGGACAGCGCCUUCCUCAACGACGCCGACAUGGUCAUGAGCUUCGUGAACCUGGUGGAGUACGACAAGGAGUUCUCCCCUCGCCAGCGACACCACAAAGAGUUCAAGUUCAACCUAUCCCAGAUUCCUGAGGGUGAGGCGGUGACGGCUGCAGAGUUCCGAAUCUACAAGGACUGUGUUUUCGGGAGUUUUAAAAACCAAACUUUCCUUGUCGGCAUUUACCAAGUCUUACAGGAGCAGCAGCACAGAGACUCUGACCUGUUUCUGUUGGACACCCGCGCCGUGUGGGCCUCGGAAGAAGGCUGGCUGGAAUUUGACAUCACAGCCACCAGCAACCUGUGGGUCCUGACCCCGCAGCACAACAUGGGGCUACAGCUGAGCGUGGUCACGCGGGACGGGCUCGACAUCAGCCCCCGAGCCGCCGGCCUGGUGGGCAGGGACGGCCCCUACGACAAGCAGCCCUUCAUGGUGGCCUUCUUCAAGGCCAGCGAGGUCCACGUGCGCAGCACCCGGUCGGCCGCCGGCCGCCGGCGACAGCAGAGCCGCAACCGCUCCGCCCCGGCCCAGGACGUGUCGCGGGCCUCCAGCGCCUCAGAUUACAACAGCAGCGAACUGAAAACAGCCUGCAGGAAGCAUGAGCUCUACGUGAGCUUCCAAGACCUGGGGUGGCAGGACUGGAUCAUUGCACCCAAGGGUUACGCCGCCAACUACUGCGACGGAGAAUGCUCCUUCCCUCUCAACGCGCACAUGAACGCCACCAACCACGCCAUCGUGCAGACCCUGGUUCACCUUAUGAAUCCCGAGUACGUCCCCAAACCGUGCUGUGCACCCACGAAGCUGAACGCCAUCUCGGUGCUCUACUUCGACGACAGCUCCAACGUCAUCCUGAAGAAAUACAGGAACAUGGUCGUCAGAGCUUGUGGGUGCCACUGACUCGGGGCGAGCUGCCGCGCGCACACGCACCGCCUUGGGCUCCUGCGUCACAUC
This is a messenger RNA of Kogia breviceps (pygmy sperm whale), 2359 nucleotides long. It is a transcript of the gene BMP6, whose product is annotated as bone morphogenetic protein 6. Gene Ontology annotation, molecular function: cytokine activity; growth factor activity. Gene Ontology annotation, cellular component: extracellular region. The record is from RefSeq and is a predicted model, not a curated record. NCBI's taxonomy places the organism in Eukaryota, Metazoa, Chordata, Mammalia, Artiodactyla, Physeteridae. Gene Ontology annotation, biological process: BMP signaling pathway.